CUUCCAUUUCUCGCCUUGUUCUUAACACUCACUCGUACCGCCGCACUGGCGGAUCCCCUGGCAGAAACCGACACCAGCGAUCUUAGUAAGCGCGCUUGCGUUGCCAAUGGCUGCGGCUGUGGUGGCGGCAAAUAUGAGGUGGGGGAGUAUUGCGGGUACUGCAUCACGCUGAUCUCAGGCGCGCGCGGCGAGCUCUGUGAGGGUCACCUGUACCACUGCGAUACCGGCGGGAAAUGCUGUGAUUAUGGGACGGACAGCUCGUGCAGCAAUCACAAUGGCCCUUACCUCGGCGAAGGUGCGCGUCGGCUUAUCUGAAGGAUUGAUUGGUAUAAAAGAGGGGAUGAAAAUAGCGCAUUGUCUUCCGAUCGGUGUUUUCGAUUUUCACCUAGUUUUAAGUGCUGAUUAUUUCACGGUUUUUUUUCAUUGGGUUGCUCAGGAUGAUGCUUUCCGUUUGGUGGUGCGAUGUAUACCGAAGUAGGGUUUAUUGGUUGGUUUGCAAUGGUCUGAGUUGGUCAUAAUUACUCUCUUCGGAGGCAGUAUGUUGAAGCGGGGCU
Tuber aestivum (summer truffle) is the source of this 554-nucleotide messenger RNA. The record is from the annotation of a GenBank genome assembly. Lineage: Eukaryota; Fungi; Ascomycota; Pezizomycetes; Pezizales; Tuberaceae.